GAGAUGAUGAAAAAGCAAUAUUAUUGUGGGAUUCAAGUUUUACAGAGCUAAAGAAGGAAUCGCGGAUAAGCGCCUGAGUAGGGUUAUAAGGAGAAAAUCUGCGCUACCCACUACACACAAGAUCCACAAUGCAACAACAUUCCGACGACGAAUACCUUUACAAUGAAGACCCUGACGGGGGUGAAGACUUUGAUGACUCGGAGGGUGAAGACCUCGACAGGGAUGAACGCCCUGAUGAGAGUGAAGACCCUGAUGACUCGGAGGGUGAAGACCUCGACAGGGAUGACGACCCUCAAUGGGAUGGACGCCCUGAUGAGGGUGAGGACUCUGAUGACUCGGAGGGUGAAGACCUUGACAGGGACGACAACCUUGAUGACUCAGAGGGCGAAGGCUUCGACAGGGAUGAUAACCCUGAUGGGGGUGAAGACCUUGAUGACUCGGAGGGUGAAAACCUCGACAGGGAUGAACGCCCUGAUGAGAGUGAAGACCCUGAUGACUCGGAGGGUGAAGACCUCGACAGGGAUGAACACCCUGAUGAGAGUGAAGACCCUGAUGACUCGGAGGGUGAAGACCUCGACAGGGAUGAACGCCCUGAUGAGAGUGAGGACCCUGAUGACUCGGAGGGUGAAGACCUCGACAGGGAUGACAUCCCUCAAUGGGGUGAACGCCCUAACUCUGAGAGUGAAGACCCUGAUGACUCGGAGGGCGAAGACCUCGACAGGGAUGACAUCCCUCAAUGGGGUGAACGCCCUGACUCUGAGAGUGAAGACCCUGAUGACUCGGAGGGCGAAGACCUCGAUGACCCGGAGGGCGAAGAACUUGACAGGGAUGACGACCCUCGAUGGGGUGAACGCACUGACUCUGAGAGUGAAGACCCUGCUGGAGGGGAAGAUUAUUAUGAUGGCGAAUAUGCUCACCAAGUCGCUGAUCAAGACCGUUACGAAGAUGCUGAUGAAGAAGUCCGCGGAGACGAGGUUGUUGAUGAAGGCUCUGGAAGUGACGAAGACUCAGGGAGUGACGAACGCUCUAGAAGUGAUGAGGGCUCUGGCGGUGGCUCUAACUUUGGCUCCAGGUCCAAUGGACAACCAUCACAUAAUAUAUUCACGACCGUCUCAAACGCGCAUACCACUGAGUUGCUGCCGACGCAAGAGAAUGAUAGCGAAGAUGGCAACAAUGAUGACCCAUAUUCCGGACGCCACUGGCAACCAAACCGUCCACAACCUAGUAACAAAGUUGUCAACAGCAACUACGACCCCCACCCCAGACACCGAGCACUAAAUCACCCGCAUAAUGAAGAUGUCGGCAACAACAACCCCAGACACCAAGCACCAACUCACCCACAGCAUACUAACAAAGAUAUCGGCAAUGACCACCCCCACUGGCACCCCAUACGCGCACUAAACCGCCUAUUGCACAAGAAAGAUGGCAGGAACGAUGAUCCCCAUCCCGUGCAUCAACCACCAAACCUCCCACCACACAAGAAAGAUGGCAAGAAAAAUGAUCCCCAUCCAAGGCGCCAACCACCAAACCGCCCAGGACCCAACAAUCCUCCUCAACCACCAAACCACCCAGGACCCAGCAAUCCUCCCAGACAUCAACCACCAAACCACCCAGGACGCAAGGAUCUUCCUCGACUACCAGAUCGCCCAGCACACAGUGAUUUUUCCGGACGUCAACCACCAAACCACCCAGGACGCAAGGAUCUUCCUCAACUACCAGAUCGCCCAGCACACAGCGACUUGUCCGGACACAUCAACCACCAAACCACCCAGGACCCAGUGAUCCUUCUCCCGGACGUCAACCACCAAACCACCCAGGACCCAAUGAUCCUCCUCCCAGACGUCAACUACCAAACCGCCCGCCGCCCAGGAAAGGUGGCAACAAUGUUCCUCGUCCAUGCCAACUGCCAAAACCUCCACUCCCCAGUAACAACCAUGAUCCCCAUCCUGGGCCCCAACCACUGA
Messenger RNA from Suillus discolor, 1964 nucleotides. RefSeq lists its product as uncharacterized. NCBI's taxonomy places the organism in Eukaryota, Fungi, Basidiomycota, Agaricomycetes, Boletales, Suillaceae. The transcript has 3 exons. The record is from RefSeq and is a predicted model, not a curated record. Bases 129 to 1964 code for a protein of 611 amino acids.